Messenger RNA from Exophiala bonariae, 5337 nucleotides. RefSeq lists its product as uncharacterized. The record is from RefSeq and is a predicted model, not a curated record. The transcript has a single exon. The coding region runs from base 1 to 5337 and encodes 1778 amino acids. Gene Ontology annotation, biological process: mitotic cell cycle. NCBI's taxonomy places the organism in Eukaryota, Fungi, Ascomycota, Eurotiomycetes, Chaetothyriales, Herpotrichiellaceae.
AUGGCACCAAGAAAGGUAGCCAGCCCCGCGAGGCCUCGACGCGUCACCAGAGCACGAGCUGCUGGUGACAAUACCACAACCAUUACCGAAGAACCUCCUAAACGAAAGGCAACAGCUAAAGCUGCUGUACCUACAACGACCGCCACCAAGGCCAGUGAAGCCAAAUCACGCGUCACCAAGAAGACAGCCACGACUGCAGCUCCAAAAGCCGGUACACGUACCGCCAGAUCAACAAAGGCAGCACCACCAGCGGACACUCCGGAGAGUGAUCAUGAAGAGGAAGAUGUCAUUACCGUUAAUGUGUCGAAGCCACAGCCAAGAGCAGUGCGACCAUCUGUUCGCAGCACAGCUACCAAAGCAACCACAAUCGAAUCAUCCUUGGCUGCAGCUCCUCGGAGACGCGUCAAAGUUACCCCUCUAGAUCCAAUCGUCAACGAACCUGAGCCUGAACUUGAAGCCAAGCCGGAGAAGAAGACGAGCUCUAGAGCCAAGAAAGAAAAGCCAGCUGCAACCGCGUCAACGGCUACUUCUAGAAGCAAGCGUACUCGCGAAGCUGUCACACGCGAUGAACCCAAGGAAGAAACGUCGGACACAGAGAUGACCGAGCCUCUACCGAAGAAGCGAGGUCGAACGCGCACCAACGUGGAGGAAGUACAGGAAGAGGCCCCAGCACCAGUGGCAUCCAAGACUCGGGGAAGACCAAAGAAAGAGAAAGUGGUCGUAUCUCAACCUGUUGAAGAACCAUCAACAACAGUCAGACAAACCCGUACGCGGACCGGGUCUAACGCAUCCGUACCCACUAUUCAACCUACAAUUGCAGUUAUAAUCCCACGGAAGAAGGUCACGUUCCAAGAUCUACCAGAUGAAGAGGAAGAGAAAGAGAAUGUCAGACCUGCUGCAAGGACUGGAAAGAAAGCAGCCUCUACUUCAACAAAAAAGACAGAGCCAGUGAGUCGGGGAAUUCGAGCCAAGCCUAUCCGGAAGGGAGCUUCUGCUACGACAGCCAAAGCUACCCGAGGCAGAGCAGCUGCAAAGAAUGCCAAAGAGACCGAUAUAGAGACAUCUGAGAAGAUUCAGCAGAGAGCUCUGACGCCGAAGAAGAUCACACAAGUUGCCAAAGCUUCCGUGCCCGAUAGUGAUGAAUCAGAGGAUGAACUUGCGGGUGCCAAAACGCCUGUUCGCGAUUUGAGCAUGUCUCCAAAGCGUGGCAUUAUAUCCUCGUCGCAGAGACUUUCUCCCGCCAAGAAGUUGGACUUUACGACUGUUCUUACUGCUCAACCUAAAUCGCCGAAGAAGAUAGAUGGCCUCGAGACCUCAGGGAUCGCAAGCCCACCUCGUCGAAAUCCCGCAUCACCAGCAAAAGAACAAUUUGAUCAGUCACCUAGAAGAGCACCAGAGGGAGUGACCAUCUUCAGAGCUCACCUGCCAGACUCGAGCCUUGGUGGAUCUCUGGCUUUGAGUGCCUCGAAUUUGAAUACCCAAUUGUCUCAGUCUCCCAAGAGAGGACUUCUGGACUCUUCAAUCUUUCCUGCAUCAGCAGCGAAAUUGUCGAAAUCUCCGUUCAAAGCUUCCUUGCUGUCUUCACCAGCUCGACGGCUAUUUUCUCCCUUGAAGCAGAAGACGCCAGCUCGCACCUCACCUUCACCCACGAAGAAGGCAAGUCUCACACCUCUUUCAGAAGUCGGCUCCGUCAAGAGUCCUGGAAAUGUGGAUCUUGCAAUGACCUCACAUUUCCGCUCUUCAGUAUCUCCUCAACGCCAAGCAAGAGUGUACAGAAUGAGUGACGAUGAGCUCGCACAGGAGACAGGCGCAAAUUUGGACUUUGAUCAGUCGGUCUUGACUGUGAGAAGCCCACUCAAAGUUGACCAAACCAAACCUUUCUUCGGAGAUGUCUAUGAGAAUAUGGAAGUCGACGCCCCUUCGGUUCAAGAUGAAGAGGAACACGAGGCUACAGCAGACGAAGACAAUGAUGAAGUGGCUGAAUCAAUUGCUCCUAUUUCAACUUCGACGGCUGCAGACCACCUGCCCGAAGCAGAACCAAAUGGCGAUGAGACUAUUGUAGAUCCCGAGCUAGAUAUUGAAGAAUCAUCUGACCUGGGCGACGACCCAGCUCAAUCACCCGCAGCGUCAAGCCACUUAUCUGAAAGCGAGGACUCGGUUAUUCACCAUGAACCCUCCGUCAGUCGACCUAGAAUGUCGAAUAUUCUGUUUAGCCGACUCAGAGAUACUGCAGACGAAUCCGAGGACGAGCUUGCUGGAGAUGAAACACCUGACAACAAGCAGUCUGGAUCAUCUUUCCGACCCAUUCUGAACCAAGCCAACAUUCGAUCUCGAUUAUCUACCGGUGUUGCUCCGCCAAGCGCCUCACGAAAUCUAGGAUUCACUCCACUUGCAGCAAAGAUUCGAGGCUGGGCUGCUUCUAGUCCUGCAAAGAAGGUCAAAGCGAGCGAAGCUGCUGCUCUAUCACGAGGUCUCUUCUCUCCUGUUGCUCAAAUCCAUGUGGAAGGUUCGGUUGAACUGAAUAGACAAGAAACGCCUGGGCGAUCCGCCUCGAAGAGAAAAUCUUUUGCAUCUUAUCGACAAUCCCUCGGCCCAUCUGUGACCGGAAGUCCUGCAAACGCUGAUUUCUUCGCAGAUGGUAUGGCUGCUCAAGAUUUCGAGGACCAGGCCGAUAGUCUGGAGGAAGAUGACGUGAUUGGAGAGGAAGAUCUCAAUGAACUCGUACAAAAAGACAGGGAAGAACUCAAUCUUUUGCCUUCAGAGGAUGUUGAUUCUGUUCAUUCUGAUGCCCAGAAUGACGAAGAUAGCGUGUCUGAGGACCUCGACCACGAACCGGGUGAUCUCACCACCGACUUGAUCAAAUUCACCAACGCCUCCGAUACUGCAAUGGUGGACUUCCAAGCUUUAGCUAGUGAGGCUAAGGAGUUGGCGGACGAGCAGCACGAGACGGAGUUCAAGCAGCAUGUCGUUGACGCUGGUGAGAGAAGUCUUCUCAGCAACGAACCUGAGCUGGAUGUGAUGGAUGAAGAGCCCUCGGCCUUAAGCAGCUCUUCUGACAACUAUGCUGAUGAGAAUGUUGCUCCAUUGCAAGGCAAGGUUAUGACGCCAGAACCUGAACUUGAAGAGCACGAGGAUGAGUCUACCGAAGCUGUUGCGCCAGAACGCGAACUCCCAGAGAACGACGAUGAUUCCACGGAAGUUGUUGUGGACGAUACCGUGGUCAUCCACCGCCAUAACCCAGACGAGCCGGCAGCUACUGUUGAGCAAGAUGACGAGUUUGAAAACGAGCAAAAUGAGGUCAAUGCUUCAACCAGUAUUGCGAUCACGCCCUCAGUGGUGGCAUCCAACACUGCCAACAUAAGCGACGAUAUUGAGCCUAUCGAUUUCAAUGUUACACCUAUUCGGCCUGAUCCAAGCCUCCCGCGAUAUAUCAACACUGUGGUCUCGAAGGUUCCACUACGUCCCGAGGGUGAUAUUCCUGCCGCUUCUUCGCCAUUGAAAGUUAUGAGAAAGCGAGCUCGAUCCUUGUCUGCUGCCCCGACAAUGGCCGUCAAGAGACGAAGCCUUGGCUUCGGUCCUGACGCUCUAGGCGCAAGAAAUCAAUUGCUUGCCACUCCAAAGGCAAAUGACAAGAUCAGUUCUUCUCCCCAAAGACGCAUUCGUAGUGCAGCCCCUAGUCCAGCACAUUCACUUUUCUCCAGUGUUACUACACCCGGACAAAUGAGCUUUGCUAUUGACGAUUUUGGCGACAGCACUUUGGAUGGGAUUGAUUUGCCAGAGGAUGAAUUGAUGUCUGAUGACAUUGUUGAGACCACAACUCCUGCUCGGAAUGAGGAUGGAGACAGACAGGAGGAGAGUUUCAUGACCAUUGGCUCAGCCCUGUUCAAGACUCCAGCGAUGUCGGCAAAGAGACCCAACAGCGCCAUCUCAUCUGUUCAGUCAAAGCAAGGGCCUACUCCACGCUAUGCCAUGAGUACCAAAUCCAGCAAGAGCCGGAAUAGUGUGCUCCCAAACCCUACACCGUCGAAAGUCGCUGUGCCAACCACUAAAACUCCUGCGACUGCUAAGACCAAGACACCAAUCACACUUUCAAAGGGCAAGACUCCUCUCAAAACUCCAGUCCCAAGUCGCACACCACUCAAGGCAGUCAGUGAUGGCGUAUUAACAGGAGCUGUGGUUCAUGUAGACGUUCAUACUAGCGAAGGUGCAGAUGCAUCCGGGAUCUAUGUGGAACUACUGACUUCGAUGGGUGCUCGAUGUGUCAGAGACUGGAGAUGGAACCCCCGUGCAAGCGUCGCCCAAACAUCGAAUGGAGAAAAUUCACCUAUCGCAGAGACACCCGGCACAAGCAUCGGAAUGACACACGUCAUCUAUAAAGACGGUGGAAAGCGAACUCUUGAAAAAGUGCGUGCAGCUAAAGGGCAAGUUCUGUGCGUUGGCGUGGGAUGGGUUCUUGACUGCGAGCGCGAAGGCAAAUGGCUAGAUGAGGCAUCCUACGAGGUGGACUCAACAAUCCUACCUCGAGGUGGUUCGAGAAGACGCAAGUCAAUGGAACCGAGAAUGUUGAUCAAUGCCAAUGGCUUUCUCUCCGCGAAACGUGAUGGAAGACGCUCUAUCAGUGCAGAAUAUGCUGGCCUGACGAAUGAGAUGAAAAUGGAUCUGAUCAACACGCCAGUCCGAGGCAAAGAACAGCUUACAGGUGUUGAAGAUGACAAUUCCGAAGCAGACUUCAAUGAGUCUAUUGUUGCAAAUGCUCAUAUUGGUGACGAAUCUGAACUCUCAUCUACCUUCAACUCCCCAAUAGCUGCCACUAUUGGUGGUGGAGGUGAGACAACCGACUUGCGUCAAUUGCUGGCGGAUUACGACGCUGGAGAGGAAGGCGAAACCGAAAUUGAAGGCACGCCGAACUUCAGACUCUUGACUCGCAAUAUGGAUGUCUCGACUCCUGAGGGUGCAUUUCUGGCAGUCGACUACGAUCCACGCACUGCAGCCACGCCAAUGACACCAUAUCUUCUCGCCAAAGAGAAAAGCCUGGUCCAGAUGAGUGCACCUCCCAAGCAAAUCCAACAAGGUCUCUUUGAGCGCGACGAGGAAAGCGACAACUCACUUAUGUACGAUGGCGCCGAGCGCGAUUCAACCUUGAACGGAGCAGACGCUGAGAAUGGUGAGAUGAAAGGCGAGAUGAAGAAGUUUCAGGUCAAGAUGAAUGGUGUGACUCGGGGUAAAGGUGCCGCUGGUGGCAAGGGGAAGGACAUGCGACGUAGAACUCUUGCUGCCGCAACGGCCAAUAUUGCCUUUCAGCCUGUGGUCGGAAGCCCGUUGAGGAAGCAGGAUUGA